Messenger RNA from Daktulosphaira vitifoliae (grape phylloxera), 3109 nucleotides. RefSeq lists its product as uncharacterized. The transcript has 3 exons. The coding region runs from base 268 to 2550 and encodes 760 amino acids. Lineage: Eukaryota; Metazoa; Arthropoda; Insecta; Hemiptera; Phylloxeridae. The record is from RefSeq and is a predicted model, not a curated record.
CCAUCCGAAGUGUUAUAUUCAUUUAAUGCUAUCGGAAUGAUGUCUGGACCGAAUUUCAUCGGAUUUCUAAUGUUAUAACAGUGAUAGAUAAUAUUGUUGAUCAAUCGUUUUUCGCCACCGUGAUAGUGCAGUGUUAAUUUUUUUACUAAGACAAUUUUUGUAUUGUUAUUAAACCAUUAAACUUGGAAUAACUUGAAGCUAAUGAGAAACAAAUAAACAAAGGAUUUUUAUUCUAUCUGGAAUUUAAUCUAAUACAUAAUAUACAAAAUGAAAUCAAUUGUAUUGGUGUCCGUAUUUGCAUUCGCUGUAAGCUCAACAUCUGCAAUUUUACCGAAGAAACGCGAUGCUGCUUUAUUUGGUAACAUUCAAAAUCCGUUCCAACAACAGUUUGCUGGUUUGACAUCAGCACUAGCAUCACUAAGUUUUGGUAAUUCUCAAAAUGAACCUAAUGAAUCUCAACUCCAACAAGCAUGGAGUGACUAUUCGGAACUAGCACAACAACCAUUUGGUGUUCCUCAACAAAGUUAUAGUGAUCAGCAAAGUCAAUCACAACAAUUGCCUAAUACACCGCAACAAAGACCUCAACAACCCCAGCAAAACUAUAAUGCACCACAACAAAACUUAAAUAAUCCACUAGAUCAAAUAGAUUUAACAUAUAAUACCCCCCAACAGCGUCCUCAACAAAAUUUUGGUAAUUCUCAACAACAACCUGGUCAAACCAUUGCUCAACCUCAACAAAAUUAUGGAACACUUCAACCCUCGUCAACACAACAGCAAUCACUCCCGUCAAAUUAUUUACCUUCACAGCAAUCUCAAACUCAAUUAAAUAUCAAUCCCGUUCAACCUUCUCCACAGAAUUCAUUACAACAACAAUUUCCAACUUCACAGUCUAGCUACACCCCACAGCUUCAAUUUUUACCUCAACCCCAGCCUAGUUAUGGACCUCCUCUACAACAAUCACCCCAGGCAUCAGCUCAACCACUACCAAGUUAUGGAACUCCAACUCAACAACAACCACAACCACAACAACCACCACAACCAAGUUAUGGACCACCAACUCAACAACAGCCACAACAAGAUUACGGAUUAGCCCCUCAACAGCAACCACAACCACCAGUACAGCCUCAGCCAAAUUACGGAGCUCCAACUCAAGAACAAACACAGCAAUCACAACCAUCACAACAACCAUUACUUUCACAGCAGCCACUACCAAGUUAUGGGUCACCAACCCAACAACAACCACAACAACCACCACUACCAAGUUAUGGGCCACCGACCCAACAACAACCACAACAGCCAUUACCAAGUUAUGGACCUCCUACUCAACAGCAACCUCAACAACCCAGGCCACAGACGAGUUAUGGAACUCCUUUACAACAACAACAACAGCAAACACAAUCCAAUUUCGUUAUUCCUCCUCAACUACAAUUAAAUUCUCAAUCGCAGCCUAACUAUGGUUCUCCACUACAACAACCACAAUCAUUAGGCCAACAGCAGUUAAAUUACGGACAGCCAACACAGCAAUCAAUAGCGCAGCCGCAACCAAAUUUGUCUUUAAGGACGCCUCAAAACUCUUUUAAUACUUAUUUACCUCCAAGACAAUCUAACACGAAUAGUGGUUCACAACAAAAUAAUCAACCUGCAGUUGUUCAGUCAAUUAGUUUUGGUAUACCGUCUCAAACAUUUUCACCACAGAAUUAUGGAAAUUCUCAAAGUUCACAAUCACAACAACCACAAAGGCCUCAAAUUCAACAACAACAAAAUAGUAAUAACCAAUUCCAGGGUUAUUCUUACAAUACACCAACUACUACACAAAGACCUCAACAACAACAGCCAGCUCAACAAUCUGGUUAUGCUUAUAGUACACCACAAACCCCUCUUUUAUUACCACAACCACAAAAUAGACCACAACAACCACCAGCUAGUGCUGGUUAUUCAUACAAUCCACCUACUCAAAAUCCUAUCAGAGCAACACAAUCUCCAGCAAUUCAGCCAACAGUAGCUGUACCAUCUCAAUCGCAAUUGCCACAGCUUCCGUCGAGUAUUUAUGGACCACCUAGGUCAACACAAUCACCAACUCAAAGACCUCAAAAUAACUAUAUUUAUACGGGUGUACCAACAACGCCUAGGCCUCAAGCACAACAACCUCAACAACAAGGAUAUAAUUACAAUCCACCAUCACAAGUUCAGCAAAGACCCCAGCAAGCUCCAGCACCAUCAGGCUAUUCAUAUAAUACUCCAUCAAUUCCAUUCCCAACGCCAACAGGUGCUACUAAUUCUCAGCCCUCACAGUUUGCCUACAAUUCUGUUACAUCAACUACGACUUUCACUACUCCAGCGCCAUCAGGGCAAAAUUAUUUACCUGCAACAGGAGCUUCGUCGCAGCCUAAUAGACCACCGACGUUUAAUACCCAACAACAACAAAAUAUUAAUCCUUCACAAUUUAACAAUAUUAAUCGUCAACCAUCUGGUCAAAGUGGAUUUCAGCCAUCAUUUAUUGCGUAUGAUGCGUUUGCAGCACCACAACCUCAACCACCUCAAUAUGGUUAAAUUAAAAAAUCUUAAUUAUGAAUAAGAUAGCAUAGAACAUAUUUGCCAUCUAGUCUGUCAAAAUAGUCUAUGUUAUGUUAUAGACUGUUACUAACUGGAUAUUUAUCAGCCAUACGAAAUGAAGUGUAAUUAUAAAUUAUCUUUGUAUGAAUAAAUAAAGUCAGUGUUGUGAUGUCAUGAAAUUUAAUAAACACAUCUUAAAGAACUAACAUUGACUUUUAACAUGUAAUAAAUAAUUUUAACUUACUAUUUAACUAUAAAAUAUAGACUAGACAAUUUCGAUGUAAAUACAUUUAUAUUAUUUUCAAUGUCAUUUACCAAACGAUUAUUGUAAGAUUUAUUUUUAAUUGUGUUUAAGUUUUACACUAAGUCAUUUUAUAUAGAUAAGAAUACAUCAUAUGAUUUUAUACAUGAUAAGAAUAUCCAUGAUAAUAUAUUUAUGUAAUAUUAACAUUGUUUUAUUAUUGUUACAACAAAAAUAAUAGAACUAUUGAUAUUACUAUGGCGUAGUAUAAUAAAAUGUUUUGAUUUAUGAUGUAUUUUUUUAAUACCUUACAUA